Bufo bufo (common toad) is the source of this 1909-nucleotide messenger RNA. It is a transcript of the gene NADK2, whose product is annotated as NAD kinase 2, mitochondrial. Gene Ontology annotation, molecular function: NAD+ kinase activity. The record is from RefSeq and is a predicted model, not a curated record. NCBI's taxonomy places the organism in Eukaryota, Metazoa, Chordata, Amphibia, Anura, Bufonidae. The coding region runs from base 196 to 1527 and encodes 443 amino acids. Gene Ontology annotation, biological process: NADP+ biosynthetic process; NAD+ metabolic process. Gene Ontology annotation, cellular component: mitochondrion. The transcript has 12 exons.
CGGGAAAAUGGCGGAUGUCCCAUAACAGCCGGACUGUGAUCAGUGCUGGGAGGGAGAGGAUCAUUCCCCCUCCGCCUCCCUCUGCACGCGGGAGCAGGAACGACUAACCUACCUAACGCCCUACCUCGGGUCACCCCGCCCUCCUGUCAGCAACCCUCAGGCCCGUGUGCGGCGGAGUCUAGCGCCCGAUGACCCAUGAGCUCGUGCAGGGUCCUCCUGUGCGGGCGGUGCUCCGGGCGUCUCAUCGUCACCCGCCGGGCGCCCGCCGCCGCCGCCCUCCUCCUCCGCCCGAUGCGGGCGUCUACGCGAGCCGCCCAUUACGGGCCUGGUAAAGCGGGCCGCUUCAGACCGGGCAAGGUGGCCGUGGUGACCAAGACCACCCGCUAUGAGUUCGAGCAGCAGCGGUACCGGUACGCGGGGCUGUCGGAGGACGAGCUGAGGGAGCUGCUUGCACUGAAAGGCUCCAGUUACAAUGGGCUGUUACAGCGACACACCAUCCAUUCAGAAAACGUGGAGCACGUGGUGGAGAGUCUACGGAAGGAAGGCAUUGAUGUGAGGGUGGUGAAAAGGCGAGACUACGACGAGGAGACGGUGCGGUGGGCCGACGCCAUCAUCUCUGCAGGAGGGGACGGGACAAUGCUCCUCGCUGCCAGCAAAGUGCUCGACAAGUCUAAGCCUGUGAUUGGUGUGAACACUGACCCAGAGAGAUCUGAAGGCCACCUCUGCCUACCCGUGCGGUACACUCGCUCUUUCCCGGAGGCACUCCACAAGCUUUAUCGCGGUGAGUUCAGGUGGCAGUGGCGUCAGCGGAUUAGACUGUUCCUGGAAGGCACCGGCAUAAACCUCACCCCUGUAGACUUGCACGAGCAGCAGCUGAGCCUGGAGCAGCACAGCAAGGCCCAUAGCGUUGGGGGUCAGCAAGAGCAAACUUCUGCAACUACUUCGGGGCCCCACCUUUUACCUGUCAGAGCAUUAAAUGAAGUAUUCAUCGGGGAGUCUCUGUCCUCAAGGGUGAACUAUAAGUUCUGCAAACCACGUUUUACCUUCUCGCUUCAUAGGGCCUCCUACUACGAGAUCUCAGUGGACGACGGGCCUUGGGAAAAGCAGAAGAGCUCAGGACUAAAUGUCUGCACAGGGACAGGAUCCAAAGCCUGGUCUUAUAACAUAAACAAGAUGGUUCCGCAGACGGUGGAAGAAAUCCUGAACAUUGUGAAACGUCAUGAGCUUGUAAACCUGACUCUGGACAGGGAGCUCAUGGAGAGAGUUGCAAACGAAUACAACGACUCUCUAAUAUUCAGCCCCGAGGAGCAGAGGAUGUUUUUCAGCAUACGGGAACCCAUUGCAAACAGAGUUUUUUCCAGUAGCCGCCAGCGCGGUUUUACCUCUAAGGUGUCCGUGCGCUCUCGGUGUUGGGACGCUUGCAUGGUGGUUGAUGGCGGGACAUCCUUUGAAUUCAAUGACGGAGCAAUUGUGACGAUAAUCAUGGAUGGCGAGGACGCUCUUUGCACCGUACUUCUGGAUGAGUAAUGAGCGGGGAGCCUCCACCUACAAGAACUGUAAAGCCUUCCCCGCCCUCAGGACACCCAGAUAAUGUGCAAGGAGCUUGUGGGAUCAGUACAGCCAUGGAAGAUGCACUAAUGUCUGUUACACAGAGCGCUGCUGCCAAUCCUGCGCAAACCUCAGUCAAGUGACUGUUGUACAUUUGUAUAAAAAAAAAUGAGAAAAAAAUAUCCUGUUAUCCUGUUCUGGGCACAACUGCUGCCAUUUUGAUAGAUAAUUACGCACUUUACCGUUUUUAGCUUUCUUUACAUUUGAUUUUCUAGCACAGCAAUCAGUUGUGGAAUUUGCGGCUGAGCUUCGUUUCUCCAGCUGCUGCUUCCGUCAACUAAAUAUAUAACCUGCCUCCAAA